AUGUUUAGUGCAUAUAAGGUUUCUUCUGCGGAGGUGCGCAUUGGGCCCAUGAGACUGACACAGGAUCCUGUCCAGGUUUUGCUGAUCUUUGCCAAGGAGGAUAGUCAGAGUGAUGGAUUCUGGUGGGCCUGUGACAGAGCCGGUUACAGAUGCAACAUCACCCGGACCCCGGAGUCCGCCCUGGAAUGCUUUCUAGAUAAACAUCACGAAAUUAUUGUGAUCGAUCACAGACAAGCUCGAAACUUUGAUGCAGAAGCUGUGUGCAGGUCGAUCCGGGCCACGAAUCUCUCAGAGCACACGGUGAUCCUCGCGGUGGUUUCACAAGCAUCAGGCGACCAUGAAGAGGCCUCAGUCCUCCCGCUUCUGCACGCAGGCUUCAACAGGAGAUUUAUGGAGAAUAGCAGCAUCCUUGCUUGCUAUAACGAACUGAUUCAAAUAGAGCACGGGGAAGUUCGCUCACAGUUCAAAUUACGGGCCUGUAAUUCAGUGUUUACGGCAUUAGACCACUGUCAUGAAGCCAUAGAAAUAACAAGCGAUGAGCAUGUGAUUCAGUAUGUCAACCCAGCCUUGGAAAGGAUGAUGGGCUACCACAAGGGCGAGCUCCUGGGGAAGGAACUUGCGGAGCUGCCCAAAAGCGAUAAGAACCGGGCAGACCUCCUGGACACCAUCAACACGUGCAUCAGGAAGGGCAAGGAGUGGCAAGGGGUUUACUACGCCAAACGGAAGUCUGGGGACAGCAUCCAACAGCAUGUGAAGAUCACCCCAGUGAUCGGCCAAGGCGGGAAAAUUAGGCAUUUUGUCUCCCUCAAGAAACUGUGUUGUACCACUGACAAUAAUAAGCAGAUCCACAAGAUUCAUCGUGAUUCUGGAGACAAUUCUCAGACAGAGUCUCAUUCAUUCAGAUACAAGAACAGGAGGAGAGAGUCCAUUGAUGUGAAAUCAAUAUCAUCUCGAGGCAGUGAUGCACCAAGCCUACAGAAUCGUCGCUAUCCAUCCAUGGCAAGGAUCCAUUCCAUGACCAUCGAGGCUCCCAUCACAAAGGUUAUAAAUAUAAUCAACGCAGCCCAAGAAAAUAGCCCGGUCACAGUAGCAGAAGCCUUGGACAGAGUUUUAGAAAUUUUACGGACCACAGAACUGUACUCCCCACAGCUGGGUACCAAAGAUGAAGAUCCUCACACCAGUGAUCUCGUCGGAGGCCUUAUGACUGAUGGCUUGAGAAGGUUGUCAGGGAACGAGUAUGUGUUCACUAAGAACGUGCACCAGAGUCACAGUCACCUUGCGAUGCCAAUAACCAUCAACGACGUCCCCCCUUGUAUCGCUCAGUUACUUGAUAAUGAGGAAAGUUGGGAGUUCAACAUCUUUGAGUUGGAGGCUGUUACACAUAAAAGGCCGUUGGUUUACCUGGGCUUAAAGGUCUUUUCCCGGUUCGGAGUAUGUGAGUUUUUACGCUGUUCUGAAACUACUCUUCGGGCCUGGCUCCAAGUGAUUGAAGCCAACUACCACUCCUCCAAUGCUUACCACAACUCCACACACGCCGCGGACGUCCUGCAUGCCACGGCCUUCUUCCUGGGAAAGGAGAGAGUGAAGGGAAGCCUGGAUCAGCUGGAUGAGGUGGCCGCCCUGAUUGCUGCCACAGUCCAUGACGUGGAUCACCCGGGAAGGACCAACUCUUUCCUCUGCAAUGCAGGCAGUGAGCUUGCUGUGCUCUACAAUGACACAGCUGUCCUGGAGAGCCACCACACCGCCCUGGCCUUCCAGCUGACCGUCAAGGACAGCAAGUGCAACAUUUUCAAGAACAUUGACAGGAACCAUUAUCGAACACUGCGCCAGGCUAUUAUUGACAUGGUUUUAGCAACAGAGAUGACAAAACACUUUGAGCAUGUGAACAAGUUUGUGAACAGCAUCAACAAGCCAAUGGCAGCGGAGAUGGAGGGCAGUGAGUGCGAGUGCAGCCCUACUGGGAAGAACUUCCCCGAGAACCAGAUCUUGAUCAAGCGCAUGAUGAUCAAGUGCGCCGACGUGGCCAACCCGUGCCGGCCCCUGGACCUGUGCAUCGAAUGGGCCGGGCGCAUCUCGGAGGAGUACUUCGCGCAGACUGAUGAAGAGAAGAGACAGGGACUGCCUGUGGUGAUGCCAGUGUUUGACCGGAACACCUGCAGCAUCCCCAAGUCACAGAUCUCCUUCAUUGACUACUUCAUAACAGACAUGUUUGACGCCUGGGAUGCCUUUGCACAUCUGCCAGCCCUGAUGCAACAUUUAUCCAAUAACUACAAACACUGGAAGACAUUAGAUGACCUGAAGUGCAAAAGUCUGAGGCUUCCAUCUGACAGCUAA
Messenger RNA from Miniopterus natalensis, 2334 nucleotides. Lineage: Eukaryota; Metazoa; Chordata; Mammalia; Chiroptera; Miniopteridae. The record is from RefSeq and is a predicted model, not a curated record.